Thalassophryne amazonica is the source of this 2000-nucleotide messenger RNA. It is a transcript of the gene clk4a, whose product is annotated as CDC-like kinase 4a. NCBI's taxonomy places the organism in Eukaryota, Metazoa, Chordata, Actinopteri, Batrachoidiformes, Batrachoididae. The transcript has 13 exons. Gene Ontology annotation, molecular function: protein tyrosine kinase activity; ATP binding. Gene Ontology annotation, cellular component: nucleus. Gene Ontology annotation, biological process: protein phosphorylation; regulation of RNA splicing. The record is from RefSeq and is a predicted model, not a curated record. The coding region runs from base 161 to 1633 and encodes 490 amino acids.
AAUCACCGUAACGCAGAACAUUCUGUCGGAUUCCAGCGAAGAUCGCCAUCUUUGGAAAAACGAGCAAGAGAAAGAUUUUUUUAUUUUCUCCAGUUUGUUGCUUAUACACUUGACAUAACUACUCGGUUUAUUACCAGAGACUAAUAACUACAGAGGGAAGAUGCGUCGCUCCAAGAGAAUGCGCUCUCCAGGUGUUUGGCUUGAUGAGUACACUUGGGAAGAAAGAAUUGAGAGUCACAAGCGGAGGAAAAGGGGGUCGCACAGCAGUGAGAGAGAAAAUAAGUCCAGAAGAACACAGCGUCAUCACAACAGCCAAGAGGGGCACUAUCUGGAGACCCGCAGCUUGAACCUGAGGCUGGCUUCCAGAGAGAGACAGACCCAUGAUUCCAGUUUGGACAUUGCCUGUGGUGGCACUUCCAAGGAUAGUGACCGGGACUGGCACCACUACAGCAAAUCAUCUGCACGUAGUGGACGCAGUGGUCGCAGCAGGCGAAGCAGCCACAGGCACAGAGAGAGGGGCCGUAGACGUAGUCCCCCCCGCCACAGGUCCUCCUCGAGGAGGAGCCAUCACCGCAGGAGCAGGAAAAGAUCCAGGAGUUUUGAGGAUGAUGACGAGGGUCACCUCAUCUAUCACACUGGAGACAUGCUGAGAGCGAGAUAUGAGAUUGUCUGUACUCUAGGAGAAGGUGCCUUUGGGAAGGUAGUCGAAUGCAUUGAUCACUUAAAUAAUAAAGCCAGAGUGGCUCUGAAGAUCAUUAAAAAUAUAGACCGCUACCGUGAGGCAGCAAUGUCUGAGGUAGAGGUACUGGAGCAGUUAAAGACACUUGAUUCUGAUGGGAGAUAUGCAUGUGUGCACAUACUGGACUGGUUUGAUUAUCAUGGCCACAUUUGCAUUGCAUUUGAGCUGCUUGGCCUCAGCACAUAUGAUUUCCUCAAGGAGAACAACUUCCAGCCUUUUUCCAUAGAACACAUCAGGCACAUGGCAUACCAGAUCAUCAAGGCUGUCCGAUUCCUGCAUAAGAACAAGCUGACUCACACAGACCUGAAGCCUGAGAAUAUUCUCUUCAUUGAUUCAGACUAUGAGUUGAUGUACAACAGUAACAUGAAACGAGAUGAAAGGACUUUAAAAAAUGCAGAUGUGAAAAUUGUGGACUUUGGUAACGCCACAUAUGAUCAUGAGCAUCACACUUCUGUGGUGUCUACGCGUCACUAUCGUGCUCCUGAGGUUAUUUUGGAUCUGGGAUGGGAUCAUUCAUGUGAUGUCUGGAGUGUAGGGUGUAUACUCAUCGAGUAUUACCUUGGAUCGACACUGUUCCAAACCCAUGACAGUAAAGAACACCUUGCUAUGAUGGAAAGAGUGCUCGGGCCCAUUCCCACCGACCUUCUACAGAGAACGAGGAAACGGCGCUAUGUCCACCGGAGUAAAUUAGACUGGGAUGUGCACAGCUCUGCUGGAAGAUAUGUUAAGAAACACUGCAAACCACUUAAGGAUUACAUGGCGUCUCAGAGUGAGGACCACGAGCAGCUGUUUGACAUCAUUGAGAAGAUGAUGGAGUAUGAUCCGGCCAAGCGUAUUACUCUGGACGAGGCCCUCAAACAUCCUUUCUUCUGCAAGAGCAUCAAGAAAGAAUGACAGCGUUAAAAUCUGAACUUUGACUGUGGUGGUAUUGUGGCUGUUACCGUGGUCCCUGUCGCUGCUCGGUGACAGCUUUGUACUUCCUGACUCUCUGGGAGAGCUGUAAUUAACUGACUGUAUCAGUCCACUGCCCUGACUUACUGUGUUCUGUCUUAAUGCCAGAUUUCCCCUCAGUCAUCUGCCCUUGUCUUUUGGAAUAUUUUUGAAGCAGAUUCAUCAUGUCAAAGGAUUUCUAUUUAUUUGUUGCUUGAUAUGGUACAACCCCUGGCAAAAAUUAUGGAAUCACUGGCCUCGGAGGAUGUUCAUUCAGUUGUUUAGUUUUGUAGAAAAAAAGCAGAUCACAGACAUGACACAAAACUAAAGU